GUAAACAAUCAUUUAAAAACCCCAUAAAAAUGGUUAAAAACGAGCCCAACUUUGUGGUGGAGCGCAUCAUGGACAAGCGCAUCACCAGCGAGGGCAAGGUGGAGUACUUCAUCAAGUGGCGCGGCUACACCUCAGCGGACAACACCUGGGAGCCCGAGGAGAACUGCGAUUGCCCCAAUCUCAUCCAGAAAUUCGAGGAGUCGCGUGCGAAGUCAAAGAAGCGCGGCGAGAAGAAACCGAAAUGCGAGGAGAUCCAGAAGCUGCGCGGCUACGAACGCGGCCUGGAGCUGGCCGAGAUCGUGGGCGCCACCGAUGUGACGGGGGACAUCAAGUACCUGGUGCGCUGGCAGUUCUGCGAUGAAUUCGAUCUGGUGCCCAGCAGCCAGCUGUCGGAGAAGGAUCCCCAAAUGCUGAUUGCCUACUACCAGAAGAUGGCUCCCUAUUCCCGCCACAUUGCGCGGCGGAUGAAGGGCGUCCCGGAGGAGCUGCGUUCGGCGGCCUCGCGAUCGAGUUAUUCGCAUAUUCCUCCCCAGGUCGAAGUGCAUCAGCCGGAGGUGGAUCCGUCGUCCGAUUUGGUAGGUCAACUGGGCGGUGGCAUUCCCCAGGUGCCGCAGCACCACACGCCCAUGGAUCUCGCCGUUGAUCCCGACGAUCUGGCCAGCGUUUCCUACUCGAUUCCCGUUCCCGGCGUGGGCCACAUUGGCAUCGAUGUGCCCAUGGCGGAGCAGCAAUAAGAAGAUUCAUCUCUGUUCAACUUUUAAUCCUAGCCCUUAAGUUAACUCGUCCAGAUUGAUGUAGCCCAGCUGGCCGGAGCGAAAGAAGUGUAUGAAUUUCCUUGCGGCCGCCAAUAAAUUUGUCAUCACCUCCA
Messenger RNA from Drosophila takahashii, 868 nucleotides. It is a transcript of the gene HP1c, whose product is annotated as Heterochromatin Protein 1c. Gene Ontology annotation, cellular component: nucleus; pericentric heterochromatin. The record is from RefSeq and is a predicted model, not a curated record. Lineage: Eukaryota; Metazoa; Arthropoda; Insecta; Diptera; Drosophilidae. Gene Ontology annotation, biological process: chromatin organization; negative regulation of transcription by RNA polymerase II. Gene Ontology annotation, molecular function: chromatin binding.